UGUCUCGAGAACUUAGUUAAUUCAAUAACUUUGUCGCGAACGAAUUCACGACGAUGCAGCGUUUGUUAAUAAUUUAUCUUCUUUACAUGCUUUUCCAAGCGGCUUUAUUGUCACCAUGCGUAAAGAUCGUGUAUAAACAGACGAAUGAUGUUGACUUUCGAUGCACUGAAUUAACAACUCUGCAGCAGUAUUUGGACAAAGCGUGGAUCAACACGACGACCAUUGCGAUUUUUGAUUCAAAUAUUCCUAACAUACGCGGCCAUACUUUUGUGAGAUUCGGAGCGACUCUCAUGACCUUAGACCUGCACGAAUCAGGCAUACAAACGUGCGAGAAUCAAGCAUUCAUAGGUCUCACGAAGUUGAAGAAACUGAUGCUCUGGGGCAAUAAACUGACAUACGUGUCGGGAGAUUGGUUCGUGAACAUGUACUCUCUGCAGACUCUGGAUUUGUCAUUCAAUUUCAUUCAGUGGAUCGACAAUGCGAUCUUUCAAAAGCUCAGUAAUUUGGAAAACUUUUACUUCGACUACAACCAACUUAACUCCGUCAACUACGAUAUGUUCGCUUAUCUGGGUAAUCUGACGAAAGUAAAAUUCAGCAAGAAUCCCUGGCAAUGGGCAUAUCGCGCUCGUUUGACGUGGCAGUUGGAGAACCAAAAGGUCGAAAUACUCGAUAUGUGGGAGGAUUGGAACUGGAUGAACGCCAUGAUCAAGGAUUGCGUCGAGAACGGCCGCGGCGAGUUGCCGAGUGACAAAGUGCUUAACUGCGUCGUGGAGAAGCUGCUCGUGUUCACGCACGAGACCUUUAGCGUGCAAGAGAGAAGUAACGUGGCCGAAUGCAGCAAUCAAACCAGUCGAUUAGUACGUUGUAUGAGACCGAGCAAUGCCACUGGCAACACCGAUUACGAAACGGUACGAAGGAUCCUGGAGGAUUACUCCACGAUUCUGCCUUCAAUGCAAAGAGCGCUCAGCCCUUUCUCAUUGAAAUGAUAAACGAGCUAUGUCUCCGUCUUCUUAGGAAUUUCUUUUAGGAUAAAGAUAAAUCUUGAGGCACUUUUACCAUUGAGGUAAAUUUAUUACUGUGUACUCUAUAAUUGCAAGAACUCUUAAUCGCUACGUAGUAAUAUAUAUGCUUAAAAAAUGAAUGAAUAAAAAGAAA
Molecule: messenger RNA, 1155 nt
Organism: Mycetomoellerius zeteki
Lineage: Eukaryota; Metazoa; Arthropoda; Insecta; Hymenoptera; Formicidae
Product: leucine-rich repeat transmembrane neuronal protein 4
Exons: 3
Coding region: 54-986 (310 amino acids)
Cellular component (GO): plasma membrane
Molecular function (GO): protein binding
Source: RefSeq, a predicted model, not a curated record